ACGUGUUAUGUUUUCAUAUGGAUCACUGUUGAUUUGACAGAAGUUAUUUAGAAUUUACUCAUUAACAAUCUACGAAUUCUGCCUAAUCGAUCAUGAGGCGUGCGGCGGGACUCGGGAAAAUAAAUAAGCAAAAGCUUGCGCAGGCUAAGUACAAAGACAAGGGAUCUGAGAUUGCGGAAGAUCAGUUGAACCAGAUGAGUCGCCAGCUUGAGGUUUUCAGGACCAACCUGGAGGAGUUUGCGGCAAAUCAUAAAUCGGAGAUCAAGAAGAACCCAGAGUUUAGGAUGCAGUUUCAGGAUAUGUGUGCCACUAUAGGAGUCGAUCCAUUAGCAUCCGGGAAAGGAUUCUGGUCAGAGAUGUUAGGCGUUGGAGAUUUCUACUAUGAAAUAGGCGUUCAGAUCAUUGAGGUGUGUCUGGCAACGCAGCAUCGGAACGGAGGUCUCAUGAACCUGGAAGAACUGCUCCACAAGGUUAGGACAACGAGAGGAAAGACAAAGCAAGCCCAGGAUGUCAGUCUCGAUGACAUCAUCAGAGCUAUCAAGAAACUGAAAGUGUUAGGGAAUGGAUUUGGCCUCCAUCGCCUUGAUGACGGGCGCUUUAUUGUUCAGUCUGUCCCAGCAGAACUCAGUAUGGAUCACACAAGUGUUCUCAAUAUAGCACAGGGUACUGGCUGUGUUUCUCUCCCGGAUCUACAAAACAAACUGAAAUGGGAAGAAGACAGAGCAAGAUUAGUUAUGGAUCAACUGGUCAAGGAGGGUCUAGUUUGGGUGGACGAUCAAGACCGGUCCGGCAGGCUCUAUUGGUUUCCAGGACUCUUCCCAGAAACUUGAUGAAAGUGAUUACUUUUUAUAUAUUUUUUCCAUCGUGUUAUGUAAUACUCAGUAAUAUUCGUCUGGAUUUGUGUUGAUGGACUAACACGAUGAAUGCUGAAUUAUUUGAAGCGGUCUAGCCCUUUUCAUGUCCAGUGAAACAUGUCUAUAGUGACCACCCAUGGAAAAUACAAAGGUCCGUAUUCUGAAGUUAGGUUUUACUUAGACCAUGGUCAUCUCUGCUAAGAUUAUGGGAAGCCAAAAGUUUCAACAUUUUUAUUAAGUUGUAUGUUUCUUGUGUUUACUGUGCUCUUUCC
Molecule: messenger RNA, 1126 nt
Organism: Lytechinus variegatus (green sea urchin)
Lineage: Eukaryota; Metazoa; Echinodermata; Echinoidea; Temnopleuroida; Toxopneustidae
Product: vacuolar-sorting protein SNF8-like
Exons: 6
Coding region: 93-830 (245 amino acids)
Biological process (GO): protein transport to vacuole involved in ubiquitin-dependent protein catabolic process via the multivesicular body sorting pathway
Cellular component (GO): ESCRT II complex
Source: RefSeq, a predicted model, not a curated record